Molecule: messenger RNA, 666 nt
Organism: Vicia faba (fava bean)
Lineage: Eukaryota; Viridiplantae; Streptophyta; Magnoliopsida; Fabales; Fabaceae
Source: the annotation of a GenBank genome assembly
AUGGUGAAAUCGAAGAAAUUUAGAGGUGUUAGGCAACGGCAUUGGGGCUCUUGGGUUUCGGAGAUUCGUCAUCCUUUAUUGAAAAGGAGAGUAUGGCUAGGAACAUUUGAAACAGCUGAAGAAGCAGCAAGAGCAUAUGAUGAAGCAGCAAUUUUAAUGAGUGGAAGAAAUGCAAAAACAAAUUUUCCAGUUUCUGAUAACAAUCCAAUACCAAAUAACAAUAAUAAUAACCAAAAAUUAUUUGCAUCUUCUUCUUCUUCUUCAAAUUGCACUACUACUAAUACAUCACUAUCUGCAAUUCUAAGUGCAAAGCUUAGAAAAUGUUGCAAAUCACCUUCACCUUCACUUACUUGUCUAAGGCUUGACACUGAAAAUUCACACUUUGGAGUGUGGCAAAAAAGAGCCGGCCCUCGUUCCGAUUCGAGUUGGAUCAUGAUGGUUGAAUUGGAAAGGAAGAAGAAAGAACAAGAGGAAGGAGAAAUAGUACCUAAUUCUAAUACGGAUACAUUGUCUCCUGUUGAUGUUAAUGAUAAUUCUGAAAAUGUCGUGAAACCUGAAGAGGAAGAGGAAGAAGAAGAUCAAAAAGAAAGAAAUGAUAAUAACAAUGGAUUAGAUGAAGAACAAAGAAUUGCACUUCAAAUGAUUGAAGAACUUCUAAAUCAUUGA